Messenger RNA from Rubroshorea leprosula, 1901 nucleotides. Lineage: Eukaryota; Viridiplantae; Streptophyta; Magnoliopsida; Malvales; Dipterocarpaceae. The record is from the annotation of a GenBank genome assembly.
CUCUUUCUACCGUCAUUCUUCCUCGUUUUCCUACAUUCUUCAUUCUCAAUUCUGGGGUGUUGCCUAUUUUCUCUUUCUCCCACGGGCACCCCAGGACCCACAUUCUCUAAUCCGUGAAAAACCCAAAAAGAAAGUAAUUUUGUUAGAAAUUUGUGAAAAAAAAGAGUUUUUUAGUUGUAGGGAAAUUUUGUUUUGGGUUUCGAAGAUGUGGGUGGUGAUGGAUCUGAAGAAAUGGGUGUGGGCGGUUCUGGUGGUGCUUGCGGUGGCUGAAGUUGGCCGUGUUUUGGGGAACGUUGUGAGUUUUGAGGUGCAGCAUAAGUUUGCGGGUAGGGGGAGGAAUUUGAGUGCCAUGAUGUCUCAUGAUGUACGCCGACGAGGUAGACUUCUUUCCGCCAUCGAUCUCCAACUGGGUGGUAAUGGCCAUCCCUCCGACGCUGGGCUUUACUUCGCAAAAAUUGGGUUAGGGAAUCCACCAAAGGAUUAUUACGUGCAAGUUGAUACAGGAAGUGACCUUCUAUGGGUAAAUUGUGUUGAAUGUGUCAAGUGCCCAACCAAGAGUGAUCUUGGUAUUGAAUUGACAUUGUAUGAUCCAAAGGCUUCCUCAACUUCAAGUCCUGUUAACUGUGAUCAAGAUUUUUGCACUUCUACAUAUGAAGGCCAACUUCCUGGUUGCAAGCCUGGUCUGCAGUGCCAAUAUAGUGUUGUUUAUGGUGAUGGAAGCGCAACUGCAGGUUACUUUGUGAAAGACGACAUCCAAUUCAGUCGAGUGACUGGAAAUCUUCAAACCAAAUUAACAAAUGGGAGUGUUGUAUUCGGAUGCGGAGCUAAGCAAUCUGGGGAGCUAGGCUCGUCAUCAGAAGCAGUUGAUGGGAUACUUGGAUUUGGAGAAUCAAAUUCAUCUGUCAUUUCACAGCUAGCAGCAGCGGGGAAGGUCAAAAAAAUUUUUUCACAUUGCCUGGAUAAUGUAAAUGGAGGUGGAAUUUUUGCAAUUGGGGAAGUGGUGUCACCAAAAGUGAAUUCUACUCCCAUGGUUCCUAACCAGCAACAUUACAAUGUUGUUAUGAAGGGAGUUGAUGUUGGUGGUGAAGCUCUAGACCUUCCAACUGAUGUAUUUGAAACUGGAGAUCGUAAAGGAACUAUAAUUGAUAGUGGUACAACUCUGGCAUAUCUUCCAGAGGCAAUAUAUGUUCCAUUAAUGAAAAGGAUUCUUGGUGAGCGGCCUGAAAUAAAAUUACAUAUGGUUGAGGAACAGUUUGCUUGUUUUAAGUAUAAUGACAAUGUUGAUGAUGGAUUUCCAAUUGUAAGGUUUCACUUUGAAGGUUCUGUUUCGUUGACAGUUCAUCCUCAUGAUUAUCUCUUCCCAAUUGAUGGCAAUGCAUGGUGUUUUGGUUGGAUAAAUGGUGGACUGCAAACUAAGGACAGCAAAGAUGUGAUUCUUUUGGGAGAUUUGGUGCUAUCAAAUAAGCUAGUUGUGUAUGAUAUUGAAAAUCAGACCAUUGGAUGGACUGAAUACAACUGCUCUUCGAGCAUCAAGGUGAAGGAUGAAUCUGGAGCAGUGUAUUCCGUGGGUGCCCAUAAUCUUUCUUCAGCUUCCAAUUUGAAAGUUGGAGUUCUUCUAACAUUCUUGUCAAUACUAAUUGCUUUACUUCAUAGUUCUGUUCAUUGAAUUGUUGGAGUAAAUGAAGUAUAGCAUUUGUUGAUAGGUUUUCUUUUUUGAAAAUAUCCUCCCCAGUUAAAUGUCUGUAACGUUUGUCCCCCUGUAUUUUAGAAUCCACCUUACAACUUUAAUUUAUCAUUCUUUCAAAUUUAUUUGCAGUAAAUGCAAACAAAGUUCCGGUUCGAGUUUUGUUGCAUUCACGUUGUCACAAUUGUGCUUCUGGUAAUGAAAAUUAUUAUUAAUU